GCCCGGCCAUCAUGUCGGAGGCACCGCAAGAUGAAGGUGCGUCGGCGACGUUCUCGGCGCAGCCAGUAGACAGCGACGGAGGUAGACAGUUGUAUACGAUUCCCGGCGUACUGCAUUUUCUUCAACACGAAUGGACGCGUUUCGAACGCGAGCGCUCCAAUUGGGAGGUGGAACGCGCCGAAUUGAAGACGAAAAUCGCGUUUCUACAAGGCGAACGCAAGGGACAAGAGAACUUGAAACGCGACCUGCUGAGAAGGAUCAAAAUGUUGGAGUAUGCACUGAAGCAAGAAAGGGCGAAGGUGCAUCGGAUGCAGAACGGGAUGGAAGAGAAUCCUUCCGAGCCGGUGAAGAUCAAGAGGCAGAGGGAACCUGUGCGAGACAUGAGCAGUGCUGUCAGUGAAGUGCAGCAGGCAAGUCGACGACAAGGACGCCAUUUGUUAAGACAAUAUUUACAAGAGAUAGGAUACGCUGACGCUGUGAUUGGAGUACGGACAAGUAGAAUCAAUUCUCUUCUUAGCCACCCAAGCUCAGACAGUCUGUCGGCCUUUGGUGCUUCUACUUCUGUUGCAUCACAACACUUACCUGCAUCUGUAUCAUCGGCUAGGAAGACUAGCGUGGACGGACCUCCUAAUACCGUACCAGUGGAGUCUGUUGAAGCAUCUCUUUUCAAAGCUUCAGACAGUGAAAGUAGUAAGAAGGUCCAUAGAAGUUCUUUGAAUGUAACGCUGAAAUCUAGAGGUAUGGAACAAACCCAAGAUGAACAACUUGUGUCAAGUCCUGUGAAGCCAAAAUCACCAGAACUGACCUCAUUUCCUGGGUCGAACAGUGAAGAGGGCCUAUUUGAAGAGGAGACUGUAGUUGCACAUUUCAACUUUCUCAAGGAUCUUGCAGAUGGCGAUGAGGACGAUAAAGAUAGCGAUGAAGAUGAGGAUGAUGGUGCAAAAGGCAGCAAUAAAUUAAGCAGAACCCAAUUAGACAAAAAUGCUCUCGGUAAUGUUGACUUGCUGGAUCCUGAUCAAGAAGCUGCGAUUGCAGAGUUUGAGUUUUUGUCUCAUGAAGCCGAAGAAGAGGAUCACAGAGAACCACCAUCACGACCCGAAGAAGAAUUUUCUCAGGGUAUGGACGCAAAAUUGAUAGCAGAUAGUGGUCCAACAAGUGGACAACAUUCAUCUCUUUACUUAGGGGGAAAUGAGUGGAAGUUGGGCCUUGAUCCGGAACAGUUGUCAAAACUUAAAGAUGAAUAUAAACAAGAUCGUAAGAAAAAGGCACAGCAGUCGAAACGUCCAACGCACUCCCAGUUGCAGCAGAUGAUGACAUCUCUGAAUCAGGGAGAUGAAGUUGGUCUCACGUCCAACUUUCAGUCUGUGUUACCCGUGUCAAACACUGACAUCACCGAAGAAUCGGUGCUGAAUAGUGAGAUGCCAACCUUUGGACCACGAAUACCGCGAAAGACCAAAAGAGCAUUGCUUCAAACGGAUGGUGGUAGAGGUGCACCUGAUGGUGAGUCUGUUGGCUUGGGUUUAGGAGAUUUAGCCAAUUUGCCUGAACACAUACACAAUGAAGCCGAGUCGCAAUAUGGCACUACAGCCCCAAAGACGUGGAGUCAGAAGUACUCCUUAAAGAGCCACUUUGACUGUGUUCGAUCGCUCGCAUAUCAUCCCACAGAACCCAUUCUUGUGACUGCAUCUGAGGAUUGUACACUGAAGUUGUGGAAUAUACAGAAACCACCACAAGCUAGGAGGAGUAACAUCUGUGACUUGGAGCCCGUGUAUGCAUUUAGAGGACACCGGGCCGCCGUUUGGUGCUGUUGUGCCAGUCUGUGCGGAUCGUAUGUGUUUAGUGGCAGUUCAGACAUGACGAUAUGUCGUUGGUUGUUGCCUAGUUCAUCGUGUGAUACGUAUGGUCCAUACGGAGGCUGUCAUGAACUGACAGACAAAUUUAGGCGAAUACUGCGGGGACACACAGAUGCUGUGUGGGAUCUAGUAGUGCUACCAGGACACGAUAAUGUUCUCGUUUCCUGUGCUGCAGACAGUACGUGUCGACUAUGGAGACAUGAUGCUGAACAACCUUUAUUAGCAACUGUCGACAUCUCAGACGGACAGCCAACUUCCGUUGACAGCGUGCCCUGUAAUCCCCAACAGUGGGUCACUGGCUUUACUAAUGGGAAGGGAAUAGUUUAUGAUGUGGAGACGGCAUCACCUGUAGUUACUUUCAAUGAUUGCCCAGAACAAGGAGGGUUGCAACGAAUCAAUAGAGUUGCGAGUCAUCCUACGUUGCCUGUGACAGUCACAGCACAUGAAGAUCGACACCUUAGAUUCUACGAUAACAGAACCGGUCGGCAGCUACACUCAAUGGUGGCUCAUACCGAUGGUGUAACUAGUCUAGCAGUCGAUCCGAAUGGCCUAUUUGUAGUAUCAGGAAGUCACGACUGUUCUUUACGGUUGUGGAAUUUUGAUACCAAAUCAUGUGUGGAUGAUAUUACUUCACAUCGAAAGAAGUACGAAGAGUCUAUCUGUGAUAUAGCAUUUCAUCCAGUUCACCCAAUGAUAGGAAGUGCAGGGGCAGAUUCAAUAGUGAAGGUUUUUAUGUGAAUAUGUAGCAGCAACAUAAAUGGGACAACAUGCAGGCUGUCUCUUCCCAAAGUGACCUUGUGUUACGAUUUACUAAUGAAGGCCUACCGAAGUUGGCUUGUAGUUAUUUGAAUCCAUUUCAUAGCAUUGCAAUGAAACGGAGUGAAAUUUCUGUG
This is a messenger RNA of Corticium candelabrum, 2746 nucleotides long. Its product is annotated as striatin-like. NCBI's taxonomy places the organism in Eukaryota, Metazoa, Porifera, Homoscleromorpha, Homosclerophorida, Plakinidae. The coding region runs from base 12 to 2591 and encodes 859 amino acids. The record is from RefSeq and is a predicted model, not a curated record. Gene Ontology annotation, molecular function: protein binding. The transcript is spliced from 20 exons.